AUGUCGUCGCUGAGAACAUUUACCACGCUCAAGAAGAAAGAAAAAUCCAAAAAGAGUGUUCCAUACGCUCAUGAUCCAGAUCUCGCCUAUGAUCGUACUCGAAACAACCUUAUCGAGGGUCUCAAGAUCACCAAGGCCGUCAGCGAGGCUACCUCGUUUCUUGGACCAAUGAAGGCAGUUUGCGAACUUGGUAUUCUCUUUCUGGAAACAACAAAGGUCGUGGAUGAAAACACCUCGAGUCUCAGGGAACUUCACCAGAGACUAUCUGCUCACAUCGACAUAUUAGACGAUGACCUCGGGACUUUGCCUUUUGGUACACGAGGACCUGCAGCAAUUGCCGAAUUCCAACACGCGCAGCAGCGAUACGUGGCUGGCCUGAAAAUCAUCCGGGACAGGCUCAACGACAUGCUCCUCCAACGAGUCAGUGGCGGCGUGCGUAGCAUCCUCGGAAAAAUUGCAGAUGCGCGUAUUGAUCCGAGGAUCAUCGCUUCAAUUAAAGAAGAAAUCACCCAGUACUCGCAGAUCUUUGCUGAAGCGACGUCAAGGCCAAUGAUCGAUCUUCAAGAAGAAGUGUGGAAAUUGGCCAGUCUUGGGCCUGAGCAAGCCCGCCCGAUGGGGACUCAGCACAAGCUUUGCCUGCCCGGGACGAGGAUGUCAAUUCUCAAAGAAAUUCGCAACUGGGCCAGUGGGUUCGAUACUGAAAAACCGAUGUUUUGGCUUUGCGACGUCGGUGGUACGGGUAAAUCCACUGUCGCGUAUACGCUCUGUCAUGAAUGGGAUACUAAUGAUCAUGUCAUCGUCGCUCGUUUCUUCUUCUCGAAGAAUGCUCGGUCGACAUCGGAGACGGACAUUGUUUGCACCACGCUGGCCAAUGAUCUUGGGUCUAAGGACAACGCUAUUCGAAAGCACGUCCAGAGCGCAUUUGUAAAGGACAAGCAACUCGAUGCACGACCGUUAAGCUACCAGUUCUCGAAACUUGUCGAAGCAUCCAUACGGUUAACGUCCAAGCGCGUCGUUUUGGUCAUCGACGCGGUUGACGAGUGUAGAGCGGAUAUGAGACGUGAUCUACUCAAUCUCAUCGUGGAAAAACUCCCAACUCUUCCAAACGUCCGGAUCUUUCUUACCAGCCGCCCAGAGCCAGAUAUAAUGGCGUUACUUCAGGGAAAGGCUAUCGUUAGGAAUAUGCACUACGAGCUUCAGGGAAGCGAAAAUCCGUCAAACGUUGAUGAUAUCAAGCUCUACGUCGAGAAAUAUUUCACUGGACUCCUCACGCGCUCGGAGCGUCAACAACUCAUUGAUAAAGCGAACGGGCUUUUCAUAUGGGUUGCUACCGCCCGUCUAGAGCUUGAUCAGGCGGAUGGUCCGGAUGCUCGAGUCCGUACACUGACAAGUCUCAUUUCACGAGGAGAAGGCGGGGAUAUUAAUCAUCUCUAUGCUGGGAUUCUUCGUCGUCUCGCUCAAGAGACUUCUUUCAAUGAGGUAAAGAGGAUCAUCGGAACUAUCUCCAUCCUUUUCGAGCCAGUUUCUAUACAGGCGCUCUCCAAGCUCACUCGAAUGGACCUAGACGAUUUGGAGCCUAUGAUCAAAUCUAUGCACAGCGUCCUUCGCACGGAACAUGUCGUCGAGUUCCUUCAUCCGACGUUUCAUGAAUACCUUCACAGCGGCCGGAACACGGAGCUAAGAAUCGACGCAGACCUAUGCCACUUGGACGUGGCCAGAGGAACGCUACAAACUCUACAAGCUGACCUUCGACAAGAUGUCUGCAACAUAUCAGCCCCAUACCAACGCUAUCCAGAUAACAACACGAUCAUAGAUUUAGAUACCCGGUUGAAUGCCCUUUGGGCUCAUUCCCCGGCGCUACUCUACUCGGCGAAGUACUGGUCAGCGCAUGUGAUUCCAGUCAUAUCCCACCAAGACAUGCUCUCAGCGCUAGAGCUCUUCCUACACAACUCGGCACUUCACGUCAUCGAAUUACUCAGUUUAAUAGGGAAGCUGGUUUGGACCAAGAAUUUCGAAGACAUCCGCAAAAGCCUCCAGGGCAACAGCUCUCGUCAAGACGAGUACAGCCUCUGUCGCGAGGUUGUGUGGAGCAUGUCGACCUAUCAGCAUCUCAUUAAACGCAGUGCAUUGACAGACGAUAUACAGAUCUUGGAUAUCUGCUUCACAAAAGACUCUCCUCGCCUCCUCGCGGUGGGUUAUAAUCAGCUCAACAUCUACGAGUUCUCGGUCAAGUUACAGGCUGUGCGCCACGGAGCCGGUUGGUAA
Molecule: messenger RNA, 2265 nt
Organism: Serendipita indica DSM 11827
Lineage: Eukaryota; Fungi; Basidiomycota; Agaricomycetes; Sebacinales; Serendipitaceae
Source: the annotation of a GenBank genome assembly